Messenger RNA from Peronospora matthiolae, 1326 nucleotides. The record is from the annotation of a GenBank genome assembly. Lineage: Eukaryota; Oomycota; Peronosporomycetes; Peronosporales; Peronosporaceae.
AUGGCCAAAGCCGAUAUCUCGGUUGACAGUUGCGACGUGUUGAAUGCAGUCAUUGAGCAAGAUCCGAAACACUUUGGUGAGGCGAUGAAGAGUAAACAUCACAACCAAUCGCAAGUGGCCAUGACCGAAGAACUGGACGCGCUCAAGGCAAAUGACACCGACGCGAACGGGGACAUCGAGCGGUACAAAGAUCGAUUGGUGGUUUGUGGAAACGAAAAAGUGUUCGGAGUGGACUAUACCCUCACGUUCGCAGCGGUCAUAGACUUGGGAAGGGUAAGGCUGAUCCUGGUGCCAUUGAGACGCUGGAAGGUACCGGCGCGCCACGAUGAUGUACCCAAUGCGUACGUCAAUGCUGAAAAGGAGGAGCACCUGGAUAUCUACAUGAAGGUGCCGAAGGGGAUGACAGUGAAGGAGAAAGAGAUAAAGGACCUGAACGCAAAGACUCCAAAUGACCUAGCGUUGCUGUUGAAGAAGUCGUUAUAUGGACUAAAACAGGCUGGGCGGCUGUGGAGCAAACUGCUUUACUCCAAGCUACAACAAAGCGGGUAUCAGCAAUGUACCACGGACAUGUGCCUAUAUUUCAAGUAUAAGGGCAAGACAUGCACGGUGGUCGGCGUCUACGAGGACGAUCUGUUGGUCGCGGGCACCGAACAGAGCGCUGUAUACGACUUCUUAGAAGACAUGACCUCACUAUCGAUCAAGGAUUUGGGGAUUGUAAACAAAUUCCUCGGGCUACGAAAUGAGCUCGACAACUCGAACGGCUAUGUUCUGGAUCAAGAACCGACUAUCGACUUGCUGUUAAAGGACUUCGGGAUGGAGUCGUGCAAUGGGGUUCGCACCCCUAUCGGAGACGAGUGCAACAUGGACGACGGAGAGGACGCUGAGUACCUACCAGCAAGAGGAGCGAAGGGUGACCCCAGUGUGAAGUUCUUUCAGUCACUGGUGGACUGCCUGCUAUGGAUUGCAAGAUGCACACGUCCAGACAUUUGUUUUGCGGUGCAUAAAACAAUAAGACAGACUCACAAGCCGACACUCAAGGAUUGGAAGACCGCGAAGCGCAUCAUGCGAUACCUGAAGAUGUCUAAGAAUUUAAAGCUGCACCUGGAUGGUGCUGGACAUGUUUCAGAGGAUGUGCGGGUCGAAUGCUGGAGCGAUGUCGAUUUCGCUGCGAGCAAGGCCGACCGUAAGUCAAUAUCAGGGUGUGUUCUGACUGUGGACAGUGCAGUGGUUAUGUGGCUGUGCAAGAAGCAAUCGGGUGUAUCGCUGAGCACGAUGGAGACUGAGCUUAUCUUAAUUCGCAAGCUGGUCGGGAGCUGCUUGGCAUGA